AUGCGAACGACAUCGUGCCAUCCAAUGUCAAACGCAAUAGUCGAACGCCUACAUAGGCAAUUAAAAGCGUCCCUUACAGCCGUCAUCGUCAACAACGAUUGGGUCAAUAAAUUCUCUUUAGUAAUGUUAGCUCUAAGAGCAACAAUUAAACAUGACAUGGGAUGCUGUCCAGCCGAGUUGGUAUACGGAACUACUCUACGGUUACCCGGAGAAUUUUUCACUUCAAGUAAAGGUGUUCCUACUGAUGUAACCGGCUGUGUGCAACGCCUGAGAAAGCACAUGAGCGAUUUAAAAAUAACACCUCCCAGACCACAACAAGGACGAGUAUUCAUACCACAGGAACUGCAUAACAGCACUUACGUAUUCAUUGGAAGAGAUGAAGUACAACCACCUCUACAACCGAGUUACGACGGCCCAUUUAAAGUGAUAGCGUGGACAGAUAAAACGGUUACCAUGGAAAAAGCUGGGAAGACAGAUGUAAUCAGCAUCGAUCGAGUGAAACUAGCUUUCAUCGAUAGCGAUAUUCACUCAACAAAUACAAACUCCUCGAAGAUGGUCACACCAACGAAACACGAGUCUCAAGAAUCAGUGACGCUAACGCAGCAAAAAGACGAGACUCCGGUAACAACAAGAUCUGGCCGCAGAGUAAAAUGGCCUGAACGCAUGAUUCUUCCAGUUCACAAUUCCUUUCUAUUUGCCUCCUCUAUUCUCCCUAACUAG
Molecule: messenger RNA, 720 nt
Organism: Schistosoma haematobium
Lineage: Eukaryota; Metazoa; Platyhelminthes; Trematoda; Strigeidida; Schistosomatidae
Exons: 1
Coding region: 1-720 (239 amino acids)
Molecular function (GO): nucleic acid binding
Source: RefSeq, a predicted model, not a curated record